GUUCGGAUUUGUUUUCGAGUCGCGUGUGCGAGGUGGCUUUUUUGUGUCCUCGAAAUCGUGAACAAUUUUGGGCUGUUCGAGUGGCUCUUGAUCGUUUUACGUUAUCUCGUCCAAAAAACGUAAGCCCCCACAACAGUUACGCGGUCCCCAAUAUGGCCUAAACAAAGGUAAAACGCAGAUCUCGAGGAUCACAUUCAUCAUCAGCAACUAGCAAGACACGCGAUUCGGAUCCAUAUUCAUUCAGUCGUGGUUGUGUUUCUCUCUGACGUGAACGUAGCAAGCGGUUGUCCUCGUGCCGAAAGGAAAACGUGUGAGAAAGAGUCAGUGCGAGGUCGCAAAAGCAGAUACCAAUCGCAAGAAAGACAAAGAGAGAACAUGUCUCAAAAACACAGCUGAAGUUUUUUUUUUUGGUGAAGAACAAGGAGAAACGUCAAACAAGAACGAGAGCGAACACGGCGAGGGCAGAGCACCAGAAAGGGAGCGAAAUCAAAACAAACCGACUAGCGGUUUACGACACGGUUGUCUCUCACGAAGGAUUGCUCGCACGGUAGUACGCUCGCACCCAUACUUUCAUUCAUUGAUCCGGACACACCACCAGUCAUUGAUAGCGGUAUCAUAACGGUGUGAGUGCUCGGCUGGACCGGACCAGUGUUGCCAUUUUGUAAGAACCCCGACCAUUAUUCCUGCUUAUUCGAUCCGGUAACACUGCUGCCUUCACCACGACGAAGUAGUAGUGCAAGGGGUUGGAUCUCGCUUGGCCAGCUCUCCCUCACAGACCGUAGGGGUACGAACAAAUCGACAAAAGCUGCAAGUGCCAAGGAAAGUUUUUCCCUGAAAAUUUAAAGUGAACCCAAUAUAGAACAGCAGUGUGGCUGGCAGGUAACUAAUUGCCUAAUCCUUCCGAUGGAAGUCGCCAUCGGUUGGGAGCAUUAAAAGCACAGCCAGUUGUCAGCAGGUACCGGUUGUUAUCAACACUCUACGGUCGUCAAUAAUUGUUAGCAGGUCCCUUGUUGUGUUGGGCAAAUAGAGAGCAAGUAUUUAUUUAAGACAUACAAUCUAUCAAAAGUCACAAAUAGCCCGUUCAAAACAAAAUGAGUAGCAGAGACAGUAUAAGUUUGGCGAAGUUGAAGGGUCAAAAAUGGCGGCUUUUUUCCGACAUUCCUAGUAAAUGGACUGGUUUGGAUUCUGAUGAUGAGGACAUUCCAAUAAGUGAACUCAGUGGAGAUCACCGCAGCAAGUCCUCCAAGUCGCACGGUAGCCACCAUAAAAGCAGUAGUCGAAAUUUGUCGGCUACGUCACUAGGAUCCCAUGCUAGUAGUAAUACUCACCGGAAUAGUGCCACUAAUCGGCAGAGAGGGAGCGUCAUGCGCUUGGAUAAGUCUGACAUGGGAUUGUACGGAUUAUGUCCAGAAACCGACCCAUUCUAUGCUGUAAUCUGUGAUAUUUGUGGCAGCGUGGUUAAACCACAGGGCCUUCAGAAGCAUAUGAUAAACCGUCAUCAUUCCUAUUACAGCCACGCGACCAAGAAUCUAGCAUUGCUGUUACACAGUAGUAGGGAUCAUCACCAUAACCAUGAAACAUCCCGCAGUACCGCCAGCUCAAACGAUUCUAGUAGGACCGAUAAGCUGUACCAAUCUUCUGGUGGGAGCUCAUCAAAGCACGAAGAUUUGGAUAAUACACCUCUCAAGAUCCGAAGUAGUAGUUCGAGCUCAAAAUUAAAAAGCAAAAAUGGCAAAAGUGUAUCUUCAUCUCACAGUUCCUCGCAUCACAACGGCAAAUCUUCCAGCUACAGCAGCAAUUCUAAAUCGUCCACACAUGAGCCUAACCCACCGACUGAUUCAAGCAGCACUGUUCCCGCUUCGCGCGAUUACCACAAACACGAAUCUGCUUCUAGUUCAAUCUCCCAGGCCAGUAGUGGCAUUUUAGAUAAGAAAGCCUCCUUCACUUCUACCUCAUCCGGUGUGAGCAGUGAUAGCCCAUCCUCCAUCAACGCAUCGCCUUCGGGAAAAGGAGGCAAGCGGAGCAGCUCGAAGGUGGCUUCCUCCGCUUCAUCGUCGUCAUCAUCCUCAUCGUCGUCGUCAUCAUCUUCCUCGUCAUCCUCGUCCAGUACGACCAGUGGCAAUGGUAGCAGCAGUAGCAGCAGCAGCAGUAACAGCUCCCUCUCGGCUGCCAGCCACAAAACGCAGUCUUCCACCAGUAGCGAUCGGAAAAAUGAUCGGCGGGAAUACGAUCCGGAUAGGCACUGCGGGGUGGCCAGUGUGGACGGCAAAAGGCACUGCACUCGUCCGCUAAACUGCAAGUCCCACACACUGUCGUCGCGGCGCGCUGUUUCGGGUAGAAGCAAAGCAUUUGACAAACUGUUGUCGGACCAGAAGACCAGUGGAUCAAGUAAAGAUGAGAACUUUAUCGAAGUGGAAUCAUCAAGCAACUCAUCCUCGGGCUUCGAAGUGCGUUCAACAACUGUCGCUACGGAUCCAACCUUCAGUGUAACAAAUGAAAGCUCUCAUCUACUGUACACUCCAGAGAAGUCUAGUCCACGCAAUGAAAGUGCUCCAUCUACUCCAAGCAGCCUGAAAACUACGAGUAGUUGUAGCAUUGCGUCGUCACCAUCAACAAAAUCAUCAGAAGGCAAAAGCGAACGAUCUAAACACAAAGUUCGGUCAUCUAGUUCAAAUUCAUCCAAAAACAAUGUGUAUCAUGAGAAACCUGUAUCGAUGCAGCCUCAACCAGCUCUGGCACCACCACCAGCUGCAGUUGCGCCAGCACAGGCCUGUUCCGUUACGCAGCAGCAACGACUUCAACAGCCACCGCAACAGCAAAUUUCUAUCCCAGCGGCAGCAGAAAUUCUUGCGCAGCAUUUCGUGGAAGAAAACCCUAACACGGUUCUUUCAGAUGCCACGAUAGUAAUGGAUCCUAACACUAACUUACUGAAACUCUCCGUUUCUGGAACCCUACACCCUGCCACCGAGAACGAAACUCCUGAAGACUCUAUCCAGCAAUUCACUACCAAUCUAAUGCAGGAACAACUAACAGUUACGGUUCCACUAUCUGUGAUAUCUUCAAUGAAUAUUUCCGGAGCCAACCUGGUCAACGUUAAUGCUGGGAACGACGAUCCAAAUGCUAUAACAAAUACAACGACUACCUUGAACGGUGGAACCACGGUUACGAUGCAUGCUGGAGAAAUUUUGGCUGGCAGUGGCGCCACAGGGGAGACGGGCAUGGCCAACCCAGAACAAUUUAUCCCUGCUGAAUUGAUUAAUCAAAUACCGUUGGUGCAGGCAGCGGACGUCACUGAACUACAUGAUCCCAAUCAAUAUAUAACAACGUCAACGGGGCAGGAUCUAAGUGAACAUACGUUGAUCACGAACUUCAACGACCAAAUCAACUACACGAUUCAAACGUUGGCACAAAACCUAAACGCAGAACAAAUGGCUGGGCAAACGUUGCAGACAGAUCUUUCUGAAAGCAUAGACGACAUAGUUCCGACGAUUAAUUUGCUUCCGGCGACCGCGAAUCCACUUGUUCUGCCACAGCUUCAAGCCGACCUAGCGGACUCCAUCAUACUGACUCCAAAUCAGUUGACCACAAUAUCUCAAUCGUUGGUUGACCAACAUUUCAUUGAAAACGUUACGUUGAAACCAGAAUUGGAUAUAUUGACCGUAAAUACGCCGGUGGAUAUAUCUAAACUGAACCUACUGCGAACUGUGGACAGCGAGUUUAUAAAAGAACGUCAGCAACAACAGCAGCAGACUAACGCUCACAUCGAUGAAUUCCGAGGAGUGAAAAUGUGGUACAGCAGCCUACCUAAGCCACUGCACGUCAACAAUUUCCAAUUGCGCAAAUUGGGCGGAGGGUACGUCGUCAACCGGAAGCUGCUUAGCAUCCGCAAGAAUUUAGUCAAUGAAUCUAACAACCUAGCCAAGUCGCUGAACUCCCAGCUGUCGCCCAUUGGAGGUCCUCGAAGUGGGCUCAACUUCAACACCUCCAACGCGCGAUCUGGAGACCUACUUUCCCCUAUUUCCGGAAUGAGCAAAAACAAAGACACUAAUGGCGGCCUAGGCCUGCCGGGAUCCCCAGUGGGUAACCGCCUAGGCCAGAUAAACCGUGGCCAGCGACGGCUGAUACUGCCCCAGGCUUCUAUUAAGAAACCAACCGAAAAGACUUCAUGCUUGCUGAGCAAUGCAUACUUUAGGAAUCUAAUCAGCUCUAUGCAGCAGCAGCAAUCCCCUAGCCACCAGUCCACCAGCGGCAGCUGCAGCAACCAAAGUUUGAAGCGACCUGCCUCUUCGCUGACGUCGUUAUCAAACAAACGCCUGAAGAUCAUAAACAACAUGCAAAAUUCGACCGCCCCACCCCAGAUGCUCCUUCAGGGCAGCGGAAAAGUGAAGCCAAAAGUAUUAUAAUUAGUGAUUAGGAUCUACAAUCUCGACAGCUCCGGAGGCGACACCGACGACAGCGAAUAGAGAGUUCAAGAUCCUGGGAGUACAGAGCAACACAUUGGGAGAAAAGAAACUACACUUAGUCAUUCGAAUGCUAGGCACUUAAUUAGUUGGUACCAAACUAAAGCCCCGGUUAGCGUGAACUUGCUUGGCGUAGACCGGCAUAUUAUGGACUGAACGAAGUAAAAAUAAUGUCUGUCUCUAUGUAUACAUGCAUAUAAAUAAUUAAUCAAAAUCAUUGAACAAACACUAUGGUAGAUAUAAUGACAAAUUGAGGGCUCGUUUUGGGAUGACCUUAAAAAUAUUACUUCUGUUAUUUUUUGAUUUUUUUCAUUUGUUGUGAAAAUUUAGUUUUUUUUUUCAAUUAGAAAUAGCGACAGUUGUAUUGAAACAGUUUAUUUAUUUUACAAAAGAAAAUACAAAAAAGUGUAGAACUCAGACUUUUUAUUCAACUUCUUACUAAAAGAACUAUCUUUAUCGAAAAAUUCUUUUGAAAAAAAAUCCCAACAGAAGUCCCUUAGAGAGAUUAUUGUUUAGCAUCUUGCUUCCGCUGACGAGCAGAUUCCUAGAUGACUGUAAGUAUGUUAGACAGGCACUACUACCUUACUAGAUUAUUCGAAUGAUGGUAAAGUCCGAAAACCAUUUCGGAUUUUUUUGAAACGUUGACUUGACGUGUGGCAAGUUAUUCCUUAAGAUUUACGGACAACGCACUGAAUGCAACAGCUCUUAUUCACACAAUUGUCCAUUGUGGAGUUUGAGAAUCAUCCCAAGAUCAGACAAUGGAAAAAGUUUAAAUUGCAAAAUCGAAGCAACUAGCACUUGAACAAACAAAAAAAGGUAAGACAAGACUAAAAAGUGAAUGACAAAACUAUGAUUCUGUAAUUCAAUCUCUUUUUGAAAUGAGUCCAAAUACACAUAAAUCAUAAACUCAAA
Molecule: messenger RNA, 5372 nt
Organism: Armigeres subalbatus
Lineage: Eukaryota; Metazoa; Arthropoda; Insecta; Diptera; Culicidae
Exons: 5
Coding region: 1092-4403 (1103 amino acids)
Source: RefSeq, a predicted model, not a curated record